GAAGAAGAAAAGCGUCACAGUUCAAAACAAUACUCCAAAGUUCCUCUUGUCUGCCGCCGUGUCCUCAUGAAGAUGUCUCAAAAUACUCCCGACAAAGACGACCAAACGUUGGCCAACAAGAAAACCAUCUCCCUCCCGAUCUCCAGGGUGAGGUUGAUAAUGAAGAGUUCCCCGGAUGUGUCCAGCAUUAACCAGGACGCUCUGUUUCUCACCACCAAGGCUACAGAGCUGUUUGUGCAGCAUCUUGCUGUGUCUUCAUUCAACAACGGCGCCGGGAAAGACUCUAACUCUCUGUCAUACAGCGACCUGGCUCAAACUGCAGAGGACACCGAGACGUUUCACUUCCUUACAGAUAUCCUGCCUAAGAAGAUCUUGGCUCGAGAUUACCUCAAGUCUUUGGAGGACAUGCAAGACGAGGAGGCCGACUUUUGAAGAAGGAAGCUGGCUGCAUUCCACUUCGUGACAGAUGUUAUCAGAUUUAAAAAUGGCAUUUAUUGAGAGAAACAUGACUGCUGGCAGAGGAGAAACCCUAGACUUCGUAGAUUCUUCUGAACAGAUCGCCAGAGUUUAGCUGUAGGGUCCACUGGAGAAGUAAGAAACAGAAGAGAAAAAAACAAGUAGCACACAUUUGAAAAGCAGCAACACAGAGUCUAUGUGGAUCUUAAAAGUACCAAAUCUUUGAGAUAACUUUUUUUUUUUUUUUACCAGAAACAAUAUCAUAAACAAACCAGCCUUGGAUUAAUCAUAAUGUAACCACCCUGUCUUUCCUAGUUUUUAAUGAAUCACCUUCCAGAAGACAACACUUCUCUGUUUGUUACAAGAAAUGCUGCACUCUACUAUUACAUCUGAAUAUUUGAUGAUUUCAGAACAAUUGUGCGUUCAGCCUGUACUCCUUUACCUUUUCUUUUUAAUUUCAUGCUUACAACAAUCAGGAAGUGUAAAUAGUUUGCCUUAACAGCUUGCAGAUUUUUAGGCUAAGUCAAAUUAACACUAUUUCCAUCCUUUCCACUCAGCUGCUGAUGCGCUCUGGCCUUUAAAAUAUUAUGAGAAACCUUUACAAGUAACUUCAUAGUGAAAUGUGUGACGUUACUGAUUCUAAGUUGUACAUCGUUUUUCUUCUUAAAGAUAUUGUCAUGUUUGAGUUUUUACGGGUUUACUUGAAAUGAGUUUAAUCCACUCUAAAGUACAAAUACCUCGUUUUUUUUUCCCUCCAGAUUAAGUACAAGGCGACUGAACGUGCUGUCUUUCCAAAUGAGAACUCACACUGAGUCCCAACGGAUGUGACUAUUUAAAGUGUAUAUAAUAGCUGACCACCUUAUUUAGAAUCUUCUUCAUAUGUACAAAUAAAAUUGUUUACGUUUGAUAUUAAAAAAAAGAUUCAUGAUGUCUGAAGUCA
Labrus bergylta (ballan wrasse) is the source of this 1396-nucleotide messenger RNA. RefSeq names its product chromatin accessibility complex subunit 1 (gene chrac1). Lineage: Eukaryota; Metazoa; Chordata; Actinopteri; Labriformes; Labridae. Gene Ontology annotation, cellular component: nucleus; CHRAC. The record is from RefSeq and is a predicted model, not a curated record. Gene Ontology annotation, molecular function: protein heterodimerization activity. Gene Ontology annotation, biological process: DNA-templated DNA replication; chromatin remodeling.